AUGGCUAGCUUGACGACAGGCCUGGAUCAAACGGACCCUCUGGUGACUUCUACAGCCACAGCCACAGAGCACACGGUACAAGCUCCCGUCAAGCAGCAGCGGGUGCUCGCUUGUGUGUCGUGUCAGCAGCGCAAGGUCAAGUGCGAUCGCCACUUCCCCUGCGCACACUGUCUUCGUGCUGGUACCCCAUGUGUGCCGGCUUCCCUCGUGCCCCGUCAGCGCCGUCGCAGGUUCCCAGAGAGGGACCUGCUUCAGCGCCUGAGACACUAUGAAGACCUUCUUCGCCAAAACAACGUCGACUUCCAGCCUUUGCACCCCACUUCCCCGGCCAGUGCCAGUGCCAUAACGGCCGAGCAACCCUCUCUGGCCGUAGCUGCAGCGGCCGCUGACACAAAACAACGAGGCACUGAAGACUCCGAAAUGCUAGACACUCGCUCAGAGGUCUCAUCAGUGGACAAGGCACCCAUGAAGUCGGAUUCGAAACCCGUGAAUCUGUGGCACGCUAUCAGCCGGGUGACAUUAGACCCAGGUGAAGACGACACCGAUGAUGACGACGGUGACGGUAGUGCCGAAGCCAGUCCAGAGAAUAGCGGCCACGGCGAUGGUGGAAGCGAUUCCCAACCAGGAACCCGCAGUGUGCACACUUCUAUCAAGAAGAACGCGUGGGAUCACGAUGAUACUUACUCGGGGGCUCAAGGCGACGAUUUCGACCAUUUAUUGUUUGGCGCAACACAAACAGAUGUCCACUUAUCCACCUUGCACCCAGAACAAGUCCAGAUCUUCAGGCUCUGGCAGAUUUACCUCGAGAACAUCGACCCACUGCUCAAGGUUACCCACACGCCGAUCCUGCAGGCACGCAUCAUCAACGCCGUCAGCAACCUGGAAGGCAUUAGUCCUUCCUUGGAGGCCCUUAUCUUCAGCAUCUAUUGUGUCUCCGUCCUGAGCCUCACCAACCAGCAGUGUCGUUCUUUCUUUGGAUCUCCCCGGAGGGACCUGCAGGCACGUUAUCAUUUCGCAUGUCAGCACUCCCUCCUGAAUUGCAAGGCUCUGCGGUCCGGCAGUGUCGAAAGCUUGACAGCCUUGUACCUCUAUCUUGUCUCAGUCAGGUCACAGACAGACCCUCGAUCCUUGUCGUCCACGCUUGCCAUCGCCAUCCGCGUCGCACAACGGAUGGGCUUGCACGAUGAGUCCACAUAUGGUGGUUGCAAUGCUCUCGACGCUGAGAUGCGCCGACGGCUGUGGUGGUCCCUGGUCAACUUUGAUCACCGCCUAUGCGAAAUGACGGAUUACAAGACAACCAAUUUGACACCGACCUGGGAUUGCAAGAUACCCCUCAAUGUCAACGACUUUGAGCUCCGGCCGGAAAUGAAGAUCUCGCCGACGACUCACGAUAAACCCACUGAGGCCCUCUUCGCGGUUGUUCGCAGCGAACUGGCGGAUUUUGUUCGCCAUAGCGCAUUCCACAUCAACUUCAUCAGUCCGUCCUUGAAUGCCAUCGCCAAAUCAAGACAUGGUCCCGCCCCAGAUGGAGACGAAUUGACGCUCCUCGAAAAGACCAUCGAGGACAAAUACCUCAGCUCCUGCGACCCCGACAACCCCCUCCACUUCAUGACAAUCUGGACAACACGGGCUUACCUCGCCCGAGCCCGCCUGCUGGAGCACUACUCAAGGUUCUCGACCUCGUCCGCGCAGCAGACAGAGUCCCAGCGCAGCGCCGCCGUCUCGCACGCGCUGGGCAUGCUCGAGUGCGAGACCAAACUCCGGACUUCCCCCCUUAUCAAAGGCUUCCUCUGGCACGUCGACUCCAACGUCCCCGCCCUCGCGUACGUGCACAUCCUCAACGGGCUCAAGAAGCGGCCCGACGACGAGCACGCCGACAGGGCGUGGGAGGCGCUGAGCGACAACUACGAGGCCCGCGCCACGUACUCCAAGGCCGGCGAGUACGGCAUCUCGGACGUCUUCUCGCGCGUCGUGCUGCAGGUGUGGGCGGCGCGCGAGGAGCUCUGCAGGGAGCAGGGGAGGCCCGUGCAGCCGCCGCGGAUCGUGGAGAUGGUCAGGAAUGUGGCGGCGGGGACGGAUUCGGCUGCGCCCCCUCAGCAACAGGUUCAUCCUGGACAGCCCAAUGUUGGGGCUAUGGGCAUCAGCUCCAGCGGGUCUUCGCUGCCUAUACCUGUGAGCUUCGGUGGUGAUCAGGGUCCUGGGCACCAAUUCUUUCCUGGUUCUGGGCUUGGAACGUAUCCGGAGAUACCCCAGCAAGCUAUGAUGGAUGUUGACAUGAAUCAGUUCUUGAACCCGGUGGACUGGAGGUGGAUGCAUGCGCGAGGUUGGUGA
This is a messenger RNA of Diaporthe citri, 2331 nucleotides long. RefSeq lists its product as uncharacterized. Gene Ontology annotation, molecular function: DNA-binding transcription factor activity, RNA polymerase II-specific; zinc ion binding; DNA binding. The transcript is spliced from 4 exons. Gene Ontology annotation, biological process: regulation of DNA-templated transcription; DNA-templated transcription. The record is from RefSeq and is a predicted model, not a curated record. Lineage: Eukaryota; Fungi; Ascomycota; Sordariomycetes; Diaporthales; Diaporthaceae. The coding region runs from base 1 to 2331 and encodes 776 amino acids.